Messenger RNA from Dictyostelium discoideum AX4, 861 nucleotides. RefSeq lists its product as hypothetical. The transcript has a single exon. The coding region runs from base 1 to 861 and encodes 286 amino acids. The record is from RefSeq and is a predicted model, not a curated record. Lineage: Eukaryota; Evosea; Eumycetozoa; Dictyosteliales; Dictyosteliaceae.
AUGGAACAUGAAAUGAUGAGAAAAGAUAAUACAUUUAAUAAUAUCUUUAAAGAUGAUAUUCAAAUUUUAUUAGAGAAAACAAUUCAAUAUGGUUUCAUUGAUAUUUUAAAAUAUCUAUUAGAUAAAUUAGGUAAUAAUUUAAUUCCUUUUCAAGUUUUAAAAAUUAUAAUUUUACCAAAUUUAGUUAAACAUGGUUCAAUUUCAACUUUAGAUUUCAUAUUAAAAAGAUUUAAUGAGAAUAAUAAUAAUAAUAUAGAUUCAUCAAAUAAUAAUAAUAAUAAUAACAAUAAUAAUAAUAGUAGUAAUAAUUAUAACUAUGGUGGUGAAAAUGAAAUUAAAUUAAAAAAAUCACACAUAAUAAUGGCAAUAAGAUAUAGACAACAACAUAUGAUUAGAUAUAUUUAUAUGAAAAAACCAAAAUUAUUUAUUGAUCCAAAGAAAUUCAUAAGUUAUAAUAGUAGUAAUAAUUUAAAUAAUAUUUCCAAUAAUAAUAACAGUUUAAAUUAUAAUAGUAAUAAUAGUAAUAAUAAUAAUAAUAAUAAUAAUAAUAAUAAUAAUGUUAAUAAUAAUAUUAUAAAUAGUAGCGGUAGUAAUGGUUAUUUAAGUAAUUUCGCUGGUAGUAGUAAUGUUGGUGGAGGUAUUGGAUACACCAGUUUGAAUAAUUCAAAUAAUGGAAAUGGUAGCAUUAGUAAUAGUAAUAGUAGUAAUAGUAUUCAUAGUGAUAAUAGUAAUGAUGACAUUAUUGCAAAUGUAAAUAAUACAAUUUGUAGUCUUACAAAUGGAUCAUAUCAUACUUGUAACUCUCAAGAAUUAUGCGUAAUAACAAAUGAUAUUAAUCAAUAUUUCAUUUCACUUUGUUAA